Pollicipes pollicipes is the source of this 5456-nucleotide messenger RNA. Its product is annotated as poly(rC)-binding protein 3. The transcript has 12 exons. Lineage: Eukaryota; Metazoa; Arthropoda; Thecostraca; Pollicipedomorpha; Pollicipedidae. Gene Ontology annotation, molecular function: RNA binding. The record is from RefSeq and is a predicted model, not a curated record. The coding region runs from base 126 to 1547 and encodes 473 amino acids.
GCAGUUGAGCGGUGCUGUCUCCCCGGCGCGUGCUCGACGUGUCGUCGUCUUCCCUCAGCCCCUGCCCGCCUCGCCAGCACCCAGGCCUACCUAUCGUCCGCGCAGAUUGACCCGUGACCUGUGACAUGAUGGCCUCCAUAGAUUUAAAAUCACCCCUGCCCACUGAUGGCCCCUCUGUUACCCUCACCAUUCGCCUGCUGAUGCAGGGCAAGGAGGUUGGCAGCAUCAUCGGCAAGAAGGGGGAGAUUGUGAAGCGCUUUCGAGAGGAGAGCGGCGCGAAGAUCAACAUUUCAGAUGGCUCCUGCCCAGAACGUAUCGUCACUGUCACUGGAGCGACGGACGCCAUCUUCAAGGCGUUCACGCUGGUCUGCCAGAAGUUUGAGGAGGUGAGCGCACCUUCUACCUCGUCACGGAGGAGCGGCGCGAAGAUCAACAUUUCAGAUGGCUCCUGCCCAGAACGUAUCGUCACUGUCACUGGAGCGACGGACGCCAUCUUCAAGGCGUUCACGCUGGUCUGCCAGAAGUUUGAGGAGGCGGGCGGGCUGCAGGGCGGCGGCGGCGGCGGCGUGCCCCGGCCGCCCAUCACGCUGCGCCUCAUCGUGCCGGCCUCCCAGUGCGGCUCCCUCAUCGGCAAGGCCGGCGCCAAGAUCAAGGAGAUCCGGGAGGUGACCGGCGCCAGCAUUCAGGUGGCCAGUGAAAUGCUGCCUAACUCCACGGAGCGAGCUGUCACCAUAUCUGGUACCAGCGACGCCAUCACGCAGUGUAUCUACCACAUCUGCUGCGUGAUGUUGGAGUCGCCGCCCAAGGGCGCCACCAUUCCAUACCGGCCCAAGGCGCAGGUGGGCAGCGCCGCCAGCCCGGUGCUGUUCGCCGGCGGCCAGAACUUCGCGCUGCAGGGCGGCUUCGGUCUGGCUUCGGGGCCGGACGUGAGUAGCGGCCCGCUGCCGUUCAUGCCGGCGCCGUCGGCGCCCGGCCACUCGUCGCCGCCAGUCAUCGCUCCGCACACGCCUCUGUCGGCGCAUAUGUCCCCCCACUUCCUGGACGCCAAGGCCGGGCACAUCCUGAUGCCGAGCCUGCCGCCAGCCUUCCCGGACCCGAAUAAGUCUAACCCACUGGCCAGCCUACUCGGAGGCCUCGGGGGAGCCCACAACACGCUUCAAGCCAACACUUCAGCGAUGACGGCUCUGGCCGCCCUGGCAGGGUCCCAGCUACGCGCGCCGCCCACCGCCGGACCCUGCACGCAGUCGCACGAGAUCACGGUGCCCAACGAGCUGAUCGGCUGCAUCAUCGGCAAGGGCGGCACCAAGAUCGCCGAGAUCAGGCAGAUCAGCGGCGCCACUAUUCGCAUCAGCAACUGCGAGGAGAAGGACCGGGAGUGCGGCAACACGGACCGCACCAUCAGCAUCACCGGCGCGCCGGACAACGUGGCGCUGGCCGUAUACCUCAUCAACCUGAGAAUAUCGCUGGAGACGGCCAGCAUGGGUGUCGCCGGCAUGGGAUUUCAGUACAUCUCUCCCAACCACAUCAUCAAAGUACCAAUCCAUUGAUAUACGGCGGCGCCGCCGGGCCCUUGCUAUGCAGUCAUCCUGUGAGAGUCGCCGACACCGAGGCAGCCGCCACCGAUCCGCCGGGGAGCAGUCUGAACAGCGACACGCCGACACGAAUCUCUGAAACGUAGUGACACAGACUCGGGUGCACCGGCACGGACUCUCGGACACGCUGACACGGACUCCCUGGUGCACUGACGCGGACACCGACAUGCCGACAUGGCUCUUCGACACACUGAUACGGACAUCAACACGUCGGCACGGCUCUUUGACACACUGACACAGCUCUUCGACACACUAACACGGACAUCGACAUACUGACACUUUCAUCGACACGUCGGCACGGCUUUUCGAUACACCGACACGGCUCCUCGACACACUGACACGGCUCUUCGACAUGCUGACACAGGCUCUCUGAUGUACGGACUCGAAACUUUUUGACACGCGAGCACCAACCCUCUGGUACACGGACAAGUAUCCUGACACGCUGACACGAAGUUUCUGACUCAAAAUUUCCGACACACUGACCUGAUCCCGAUACACCGACGCGCCGUGGCGAUCCCCGAGACGCCGACAGCAAGCGGCCAACCCUGCUCCUUACCUCGAAGAUGCCCGCACCGCCGCCGUGCCACGACAAGCGCGUCGACCCCUGACGACCCGGGCUCUCCCGACACCGACGACGACAUGACACGGACGCAGACGCCGACAGUCGGACCACGCGGGCUGGGACGCAGACUCAGUCCGCUCUGACCGCUCAGGUCGGGACGCAGAUGCAAUUAGCCGUUAGCCUGACUGCUGAGGCUGGGACUCAGAUGCAAUCAGCCGGACUGCUCAGACUGGUCUCAGCCGGACUGCUCAGACUGGGACGCAGAUGCAAUGGGUCGGACGAGCGCGGCCCGGGACGUGCGCACCGUGGUCAGGUCGCUCGCUCUGUGAUGGGCUGUCGGGUCUCCAUGGCCUGGCCUGCUAUCGCACGCCGCUGGGCGCGGGCCACCUGGGCGGCUUGGCUCGGUAAGAAUGUGUCAUAUUUUUGUAAUCAGGCUUGGUGUCUUGUGUUGGCUAUCGUGUUGCGUCUGUUUUCUCACAAUAUAAACUACCGCUACGCCAAAUGGUGCUGUACAUACGUAAAACGGGGAGUAUUUUACACGUUCAACGGAUAGGUGUGAAUAUCUUUUAUAGCGCUCUGUACUUCUGCUGUUGUUCCUGCUCUGCUAGCAUCGCCACUUGAUGGCCUUAUAUCCUGUGUCUAUCAGGCCUACCUACCCUGGCCUACGCCUCCCCUGCCCAUAUCCGACUUGCGACCAAACCCUGCGUCUAUCGGCAGCGCGUGACCCCGAAACCAGCCCGACCCGCCCCCUGUCGUUGACCCGACCGCCGGCGACGGGGGUCUUCCCACCCCCAGCCGGCAGCCCCGUCUGCGGACGCGCGACCGUGGCUGUCGGGAGCCGUCUGCCUCUGACGUCACACCUGUCCCUGCCCGCUGCCGCCGCUGCCGGCGUCGAGCGGUGGAGGCCGGCUUUGCGAACUGGACCGGCUCCUCUCCCGGUCCCACGGACCGGCAGCGCCGCCUGCCGGUCGCCGCGCGGCAGGCCGGCGGGCCGCGUGGCUGGCAGGGACUGCCAGCGUCGGCGCGUCACCCGUCCCGAGCCGCUGUCACCGGUCCAAGGGUCGGGCGUGACCUCAUGGUGUCCACUCCGCUCGGGGCCAGCGCUCGGCCGCGGCGACGUCUUGGGCCGCGUUGUCUUUGGCAGCGGCGCGGACGGGGCGUCCCUGAUGCGUGUCGCUGUUUGUCCUGCCCUGUCCAGAGCGGCCCUUUCCAUGCCAGGACCACUGGGCAGUCAUGGUUCAACGUAACGUGACUGCGGCCGGAGGACUGCCCACUGACGGACCGGAUGGGCCAGGUCUCAUCCCCGUCUCUCUUUGUCUCUCGGGGUGGAUACAGUUGGCCGGCCUUUUCGCGCGGUGGGGCCAGUGACCCGUGACCUGACAUACAGCUCCCCACCGGAGGUUGCUCCCGCGCUCACCCGUAGAGAGCGGACGUGACUCUGGGCGCUGUCUGAGCAGCCGGAGAUGUCGCCGCCCGCCCCUUGCCCGGCGGUGUCGUAUCAUCGACACACGUGACACCGCGUGGGGUGGCCGCAUCAGCUGCUCGGUCGGGCGGUCGGUGGCCUCAGGAUAGGCGCCGGCGCCCACGACCGCCCUCCUCGUCACCGCUGGGUCCCACCGCCCCAUAUCUCGCGUGUUUGUAGCGCACGGAUGCGUGCGGCUCCUCGGCGUGGCCCGCCCCGACGACCUAGCUUAACCUAGUCUUUCUCGAACAAACAAGGUGGUUCUGUCUUCCUGAGUGCUGCUCAAUGAGUCCUUUCAAUCAGUGCGGCGGAGAAGCGAUCUCACCUCCCUGGUGCCUGCGCGGACGAGCGACGGACGACGUGCUGUUCAGAAAAGGUACGCCGUCAGCGCGGCGCGGCCAUUUGGGGCGAGCGGAACCCGAAAGGUUGUCCGCGUAAAUUGACUUAAGGAAUGCAGCAAUAGGAUUUGAGGUCAGUGAAGGUCUCAUGGAAACGGAGAUCGAUGUAAAUGUAUGCACAGAAAGACGGUGGGUUGAGGGUCGACUUUGGCCUCUAGUAGUCGUAUUCGAUGUGUGCAAUCUCUGUGCAAUAGCAGUAUUUAUCGAUUACAUAUACACUUGCUAGGUAGGUGAUGGCUAGCGUUAGGAGUUUCGUGCUCAGAUUGUCGCUCAAUCUCCGCCUCGCUCACCAGACCGGAGCCCCGGCCUCCGACCCUCCCCGCCGGCCCGGGCACGCUCCACGUGUCGCCGGCGGCGCACCCUGCCCUCCCCUGACCUCUCGACGGGCGGCGGCCUGUGCGCGGCGUCCGAGAGCCAGUCCUCACCGAUGCCUUCACCCAGACCCGCUUACCCGCCAGCCCCGUCCGACGUAAGGUCAUGCUACCAGAGCAGGGGGAGGGACGGCGAGUGGCGGCCGCGCGUGUACAUAGCCGGCGCUGCGCUGCGCCGGUCGGUGUCGGCCGGCCUUGUUUGCUGUUACUGCGGGCUAUUUGUUCGAGGGUGUGCAUGAAUAGGAGCGGUGGAGUGUCGCGCUAUGGCUACACCCAAUUCUAAUAUCAUGCUCUCUAUCAAUAUUUUAUAUCAGCGGACAAUCACAUCAGGCAAUAUAUCUGGCCAAGCGUGAUUUAAACAACCCUCACAUAUCUUCGCUUUCAUAUCACUUGUUGGCGAUGGUACAAAAGGCAUGAUAUUCGCGUGCUACCACAGCCGCUGUUCUCACCGCCACCUGUGAUUCGUUGGUGGAAGCUGUAGUUAUCAGCGAGCCACCGGGCCGGUGCAUGGGGUUACGCGGAUGUACCGGUUGAGAUAUAUUGUUGUCUUCGGUGUAUGUGCCAACGUUGUUCGAUAUGGUGAGUGCACCAGUGCUUUGUUUAGUAUAAUCUUACGUAGGAUAAGGUGCGCAUGGAGGAGCAAAUUCAAAAUUCGGAGUGAGCGUGUAGUUUUUAUGGAGUUUUCCAUCGUCCUAUAUUUGUAUAUAGAGAUAUUUGUGUAGCUAUACAUCUUUACGAUACGCAUAUUGUGUUGAGGUUUGUGUUUUUGUUCGUAGUGUGCGCGUGUGAUUUGCACGGCGCAAAAUCGGCGUUUUCGUUACAUUUAGGGCGUUGUUUGUCUGCCGGGCGUUGUCGAACUGAUGAAAGUCGCCAUCUUUGUCAGAAUCUUGUCAGCUUGACCGCGACUCUCACACCAAUCCAAUACUCGAUUGUUUGUUGUUGGCGCUAUUGUCUAGACCUCUUUUAUCCCGUGAAUAGAUAUUGUUGUCAUAUUCAUUGAGGCAAUAAGUGCAUUUUGUAUCAGAUGCAAAACAUAACAGAUCUGGUGGUAAAUAUACGCAUCGUAACGGU